This is a messenger RNA of Pocillopora meandrina, 2372 nucleotides long. NCBI's taxonomy places the organism in Eukaryota, Metazoa, Cnidaria, Anthozoa, Scleractinia, Pocilloporidae. The record is from the annotation of a GenBank genome assembly.
AUGAUGGUCAAUUUCUAUACAAAGGCAGUAUUGUCAGAGGUAAUUUAAACGACAUGAGCAGUCUUGACUUUGUUUAUCGUGAUGCUCGAAGUUGCUUUUGAGUAACAAGAAAAUGUAUCAGUGACCUAUAGCAGAAUUUAGAAAGAGAGAAAAAGAUAAUUACUUAAAAUAUCGAUGAGCUCCACCAAACUUGGCAAAUUGUUUGCAGGAAUCUGUGCUUUUUGUAAAGAAGUUUACCAAUUAUUGUUUUAUUUCCUUGCUUUUUUGUUUUGUUUUGUUUUUUUUGUAUAUUUUUGGCUAACAUAAGCGUUGGAUAUUGUUGGCGUUAAUUUUUACGUAAUGAUAGAAGAGUUGUAUAUUUUCCAACCCCCCGCCACUUUGACACUUUUAGCGUGCGAUUUUCAUUUAUUUGUUUAUUUGUGUUCGCAUAAUCGACGAUCCCCUUACACUGGGAAUUCUUUACUAAGGCUUUUAUUGUAAAAAAAACAAACAAACAAACAAACAAAACGGUCGUUUUUAUCAUUCUUAUACUCUCCGACUAUAUUCUGUUGCAGUGGCUGUGUUUCUUUAUUUUCCUGACUGUUCUUCUUCCCAAUAAAACUCUUUGUAAACCUUUUGAACUCGAAGCUCCAAGAGAAGAUUUCGCCCACUACAAACUUGAGCCAAACGUAGCUUACCAGAAUAAUAUAACAGAUGUCAGAAGUAAAAGGGAAGUGAAAACACUGAGAGAUAUCUGUAAUGCUGGUGACUAUGGGAUCUCAUCAAACGGUUGUGUUAAGAGAUGGCUUAUCUGCUAUGAUUAUCAAGAAGCGGAGUGUAACGCGGUCAGCUUCAAGUGCCUCAGUAGUAUCCCGAGGUGCGGAUCACCAAAGUGUAGGCCAAUUUAUGACUUUGUGGAAGUCAGUCUAAGCGGCGCAGUGCAGAAAUUCAGAAGAACCAAGAAUUGUGUUUGCGCAUGAAGACUCUAGGAGAAUGAAUACCAGAAUAAGUUUGUAAAUAGAAAAUACUGUAUUUAUUUACUUGUGUACGUACUGAGAAAUCGUUAAUAAGAGUGCACUUAUCGUAGCAGUUGAUUUAUUGUUACUGAUGUAAAACAUAAAACAGAAUAAUAUUCGGGCAAUCACUGAUUGCCCGACUAUUAUUCUGUUUUAUGUUAAAGCUCAUUAUUGCCAUUAUUGUUAGGGUCAUUGUGAAUAGUUUUAACGCUUUUAUAUUUUUGUACAAAAUUUUCUGGUAAUAAAAGUAUUGCUUAAGACACUUGAUUCAAAAGCAAUUUUUUCGUAAACAUCUCCCAGAAAUAAAGCUUCUCGUUUGUUAGGGAACUUUUGUCAGUGCUACAACAGUCAUAAGUUCAUGUAACGUCAUUCAAAAGCAUUAGUUUCAAGUUUUCGGUUUUAAUUUUUUUCGCUGUCAGAGAGUCUAAGCGAAAGAGUACAACUCUCUGUAGCGUAGUAUUCUCUAAAUCAUGUAAAUUUUGUAACGGUAACAGUAUAAUGAUUAAAGAAAUUAACAACCACGUCUUUCAUUAUUUCCACGUGAUAUUGAAUUCUGAAACAAGAUACAAGGGAGAUGGAAGUGUCAAUUCAACCACUAAAUGAUUUUUUUUUUUGAGCACCUCAGCUGCAAAAUGUUUACAAAUUAUUUAAAGUAUACGAGGAGAGGAAAAACUUUGUAAAGGUAACAGUAUAAUGAUUAAAGAAAUCGACAACUUUUGUGGUUUUUUUUUUAUUAACAACCACGUCUUGCAGUUUCAUUAUUUCCACGUGAUAUUGGAUUCUGAAACAAGAUGCAACCGAGAUGGAAGCGUCAAUUUAACCACAGUAAGAUUUUCCUUGAGCGCCUCAGCUGUAAAAUGACAAAUCACUGGCUAGCGUUCUGCGAUCGAAAUAUUCAAACAGUUGAUUAUGUUAAAAAUAGCCCGGAAACACUUACUCUCGCGGAUAUACAAAAGGUGAUUUUCGUCAGGGAAUAUUCCAAGGGAACUGAGGAAAGGAGCUGGUUCACUAUUUUGUCAAAGCUGUCCAGAGAAAAGUGAAAACAUGGGAUUCACUUUGGGUUUAAAGGUAAACUCAAAAAAAUUACUCCAUCUUUAUCAAAUAGCAUAAGGGUUCAGGCCCGAUACCAAUGGGAAUAAACUCGCGCUGUCAUGUUUUUUUUUAAUUAUUCAGAAGCGUGAGAUUUUGCAAUGAUCUAGUUAUUUUAACCCUACGCCAAUUUUUACCGAUUGACUGCAAAAAGGGGUCGUAACAUUUCAGGAAAAUCAUUUCAUGAGCAGCCGUGCUUUUCAAUUUGUUAACACGGUGAUUAAUUUGAACAAAUCAUUUUCCCUUUUCGUAACAGUCACUGUUGGUCCUUGUUGUUGCUGUUUUUAA